Molecule: messenger RNA, 1612 nt
Organism: Procambarus clarkii (red swamp crayfish)
Lineage: Eukaryota; Metazoa; Arthropoda; Malacostraca; Decapoda; Cambaridae
Source: RefSeq, a predicted model, not a curated record
AUGCUAAAUGGACACGGAUAUACAUAUUACCGUGGUAUGCGUAACAUACCAAACAUGAAAUGUGUAUCCUAUAAGACAUAUAAUAGGGUCCAGAAAAUGAUAAAGAACGCUGCCAAUGUGAAAUGGGCGACGUUGCAAGAAAACACUCAUCAUAUCAUCUUCAAUCAUUACAGAGAAAAAUUUGAUAGGCACUCCGUUGAUGGGAUCCUGGACAUUGAUGUAUCGUUUGAUGGAUCGUGGCACACAAGGGGCCAUCAUUCACAGAUUGGGAGUGCCUUUGUUGUGGAGAUAUUUACAGGGUUCGUUGUGGACUACAAUUGUUUCUGCAAAAACUGCAAAAAGUGCAAGAUAUUUCUGAAUAGAAAACAACAAGGAAAAAUAACACAGACGGAGUUUGACAAUAAGAUGCGUGAACAUGUACCUGAUUGUGAUAAGAACUAUGACGGCACUUCCAAAAAUAUGGAGGCUGAUGCUGCAGUAUUGUUGUGGGGUCGAUCUAAAGACCUGAAAUUCAGGUAUACAACCUUGGUUUGUGAUGGGGAUUCAUCAGCCUUCAAUAGAAUUUGUGCAAUGAAUAAUGGUGCUGGUCCAUAUGGAAAUGUAACCGUGGAAACGGCUGAGUGUAUAAACCACUUCAGCAAGAGACUGGCUACACAGCUCCGGAACUUUCAGAAAACAGCGGUGGAAGUGAGAGAGACAAAAGGGAAUGUCAAAAAGACAAGACGAGUGUCACUGGUGAAAGGAAAAGGUAAAUUGACAGAUGCUACCAUUGGAAGGUUGGCAAGUUACUUUACAAAAGCUAUCAGAGAUAAUGUCAACACAGACUGGAAGCGAAUGAGGGAUGCCUGUUUGUCCGGACUGUUGCAUACUACGUCGACUGAUGAGAAGCCAAUGCACAUGCAUUGCCCUAAGGGGAAAGAGUCUUGGUGUUUUUUCCAGCAAGACAUUGCAAAUGAAACGACCCCAAGAUCACACAAGACGAUGAAGGUACAUUUCCAGCUUCCUAGUGUCCACAUGACAGAAGUCCUCAAGAUAUACUACAAUCUGAUAUCAGAAGACAACAUGACGAGGUGUCUGAAGGGGAAGACACAGAAUCCAAACGAGUCUCUACACCACCGACUUUGGAAACUCGCCCCCAAAGACAAGUUUGUCGGUCGUGUAAUGGUCGACUUCGCAAUGGCAAUCACAGCUGUCAACUACAACGUCGGAUAUGUGGCCGGAUCUCUGACCAGCCUCAUUGGUCUACCACAAAGUGACCUACGAGACUGGUACUUUGAAAGGAAGAACAAGGAGAUGCAGAUACCAACGAAACGCACCACCAAGCCACGACAGGCCCCUGAGGGAGCUGACCCAGGUUAUGGGGCAGGGGCCUACUAGUGCCAAUACAGUGCCACCUGCAGGACUCAUAUUUCUGACCAAUUAUAUUAGGCGAUCUUCAUGGAACUUGCACACCAUAUUGAACCCAUGCGUUUCUACAAGGGUGCAAAUUUUGAAUGAUAUUGGUCAACAUCAACCUCACCCACAGGUGGCUCAACUUUGAACUUUGUUUUCUGCAGGCUGAGAUGCUGAAACUUGGCCCAGUUGCAGUACCUUUCACAUGUAUCAGGAUAAU